CCCUCUCUGAGUCUCCCCGCGGAGGGUGGCGGGCGGCGGGGACCCGGGCGGCGGCGGCGGGAUCGGCGGCGGGAUCGGCGGCGGGAGCAGCAUGGAUUGGGGCACUGAGUUGUGGGACCAGUUCGAGGUGCUGGAGCGGCACACGCAGUGGGGCCUGGACCUGUUGGACCGAUAUGUGAAGUUCGUGAAAGAACGCACUGAGGUGGAGCAGGCCUACGCCAAGCAGCUGCGGAGCCUGGUGAAAAAAUACCUGCCCAAGAGAUCAGCCAAAGACGAGCCCGAAUCCAAGUUCAGCCAGCAGCAGUCAUUCGUGCAGCUGCUGCAGGAGGUGAAUGACUUCGCCGGCCAGCGCGAGCUGGUGGCUGAGAACCUGACAGUGCGUGUGUGCCUGGAGCUGGCCAAGUACUCCCAGGAGAUGAAGCAGGAGCGCAAGAUGCAUUUCCAGGAAGGACGGCGGGCCCAGCAGCAGCUGGAAAACGGCUUCAAACAGCUGGAGAAUAGCAAGAGGAAGUUUGAGCGGGAUUGCCGGGAGGCAGAGAAAGCAGCCCAGACCGCCGAGCGGCUGGAUCAGGACAUCAACGCCACCAAGGCGGACGUGGAGAAGGCCAAGCAGCAAGCUCACCUGCGCAGCCACAUGGCCGAAGAGAGCAAGAACGAGUAUGCAGCCCAGCUACAGCGCUUCAACCGAGACCAGGCACACUUCUACUUUUCACAGAUGCCUCAGAUAUUUGAUAAACUGCAGGACAUGGACGAGCGCAGAACAGCCCGCCUGGGCGCAGGGUACGGGCUGCUCUCCGAGGCUGAACUACAGGUGGUCCCCAUCAUUGCCAAAUGCCUAGAGGGCAUGAAGGUGGCAGCCGAUUCUGUGGAUGCGAAGAACGACUCCCAGGUCCUUGUGGAGCAGCACAAGUCUGGCUUCUCCCGCCCCGGCGACGUGGAAUUCGAAGACUUCAGCCAGCCCAUGAACCGGGCCCCCUCGGACAGCAGCCUGGGUGCCCCCUCCGAUGGCCGGCCCGAGCUCCGAGGCUCCGGCCGCUGCCGGGCUAUGCGCUGGCCCUUCAGCAAAAAGAACAAGCCGUGCCCCCCACCCCUCUCCCCCCUGGGGGGCCCCCACUCCUCGGCUUUGCCUAAUGGACCCCCAUCCCCCCGCUCCGGCCGGGACCCCUUGGCCAUACUGAGCGAGUUCAGUAAGUCGGUUAAACCCCGGCUAGCGUCCUUCCGUAGCCUGCGAGGCAGCCGGCGGACUGUGGUGACAGAAGACUUCAGCCAUUUACCCCCGGAGCAGCAGAGAAAACGGCUGCAGCAACAGCUGGAAGAACGGAAUCGGGAGCUGCAGAAGGAGGUGGAUCAGAGGGAUGCGUUGAAGAAGAUGAAAGAUGUCUAUGAGAAGACACCCCAGAUGGGGGACCCCGCCAGCCUAGAGCCCCGAAUCACAGAAACUCUGAGUAACAUUGAAAGGCUCAAGCUGGAAGUUCAAAAGUAUGAGGCUUGGUUGGCAGAAGCUGAAAACCGGGUUCUAAGCAACCGUGGGGACAGCCUGGGACGGCAUGCCCGGCCCCCUGACCCCCCAGCCAGUGCUCCCCCAGACAGCAGCAGCAGCAGCAGCUCCCAGGAAAAUAAGGAAAGCUCUGAGGAGACGCCCUUAGAAGAGGGCCAGGACACCCCUAUUUACACUGAGUUUGAUGAAGAUUUUGAGGAGCCUACAUCCCCCAUUGGCCAGUGCGUGGCCAUUUAUCAGUUUGAAGGGUCCAGUGAGGGUACCAUUUCCAUGAUGGAGGGUGAAGGACUCCUGGUGAUGGAAGAAGAUAAAGGAGACGGCUGGACACGGGUCAGGCAGAAAGAGGGAGGCGAGGGCUACGUGCCCACCUCCUACCUCCGAAUCACACUCAACUGAACCCCGCCUGGCCCGGGGAAGAAGGGGGGCUGUCGGCUGCUGCUUCUGGGCCACGGGGGGCCCCCAGAACCUAUGCACUUUAUUUCUGCCCCUCGUGGCUUCCGCUAAGAUCUGUGUAACCUGCUGGCCCCGCCCCGUCCACCCGUCACCCCUCCGUGGCCCCGCUGUGCCUUCCAGCCUGGAUGUAACAUACUUAGGUUCCCAGUCCUUUCUUCCUGUCACUUGGCCUGGGCUGUUUUUGUUUUAUAUAAAAAGUUAUAUCAAAUACCUGGGAGUGUGUGCCUUAUCCUCAGGUGCUUAAGAUACCUGGGUUCAGUCCUUCGAUAUUAACCUCCCCUGUUUCAGGCCAGAGGGAACGAGGAAAGGGAAGUGAGCCUGGGCCCACUGGUGCUUUCCUGGGAGUGACUUAUUUGUAAGCUCCAGGAAAGAAAUCGGCCUGCUGAGAACAGGUUGUGUUUAUUGAGCACCUACUGCAUGCCCAGCAUACACUGAGUUUUCAUUCCAGCCACAAUCCCUAGAAAGCACUUUUAAGGUAGAAGGCUGGCACAGAGAGGUCAGGUGAUUUGCUGGGAGGCCACACAGCUUUUCAGAGACAGGGAAUUUGAACUGGGAUACCAGAUCUGCAGACUUCAUGUUUGCCAGGUGUCCCUGUGAAGGGUACGGCAUGGAGAUGGCAUCUAGGUACCUGGAUGGCUCUAGGGCAUCUGCAUAUUUUAAGAGGCAGUUUCUUACCUACUUUUUUUUUUUUUUUGGGUGGGGUGGCCCUGGAAGUGUGGGUGUCCCUAAGGUAAAGAGGG
Messenger RNA from Perognathus longimembris pacificus (Pacific pocket mouse), 2691 nucleotides. It is a transcript of the gene Trip10, whose product is annotated as thyroid hormone receptor interactor 10. Gene Ontology annotation, biological process: signal transduction. Gene Ontology annotation, molecular function: protein binding. The transcript has 15 exons. The record is from RefSeq and is a predicted model, not a curated record. The coding region runs from base 92 to 1894 and encodes 600 amino acids. NCBI's taxonomy places the organism in Eukaryota, Metazoa, Chordata, Mammalia, Rodentia, Heteromyidae.